AUGAAAAGAAUAAAACAUCAUCUCAAGUUGUUGGCACAAAUUCCCCUAGCUCAGACACAGAAAUUCUGCAGAUGUUUCUGUCGGGGCACUCAACUUUCUCCUAACCAUAAUGAUUCGUCGGAUGAUUUUGCUGUGGUUUCACCAAGAAUCCAACUCAGAGAUGGGAGGCACCUUGCCUAUGUUGAGAGAGGCGUUCCCAAAGACAUAGCAAAAUACAAGAUCAUCAUCGUGCACGGCUUUGGAAGCUCCAAAGACAUGAAUUUUCUGGCACCCCAAGAACUAAUAGAUGAGUUGGGAAUAUACAUUCUGCAAUAUGAUCGAGCUGGAUAUGGAGGAAGUGAUCCAAAUCCCAAACGUUCACUGAAGAGUGAAGCACUUGACAUUCAAGAGCUCGCUGAUAAGCUAUUUUUAGGACCACAAUUUUACGUGAUUGGAGUCUCAAUGGGUUCAUACGCCACGUGGAGUUGUCUGAAGUAUUUGCCUCAGAGGCUUGCAGGAUUGGCACUGAUAGCCCCAGUCAUCAAUUACAGGUGGCCUUCGUUCCCUAAGAAUCUGAUAAGAGAGGAUUACAGGAGGAAAGUAGUUCAUUGGUCUAUGUGGCUUGCAAACCACUGGCCUAGACUGUUGCAUUGGUGGGUUACUCAAAAGUGGCUUCCUUCCACUGCUGUCAUAGAAAAGAACCCUGCAUUCUUCAACAAAAGUGAUGUAGAGAUUCUAAAGACAAUCCCUGGAUUCCCCAUGUUUACCAAGGACAGUUUGAGGGAACAUGUUGUUUUUGACACUCUUCGCCAUGACUGGAGGGUGGCUUUUGGAAAAUGGGAAUUUGACCCGAUGAAGCUGAGUAAUCCAUUUCCUCAUGAUCCAAGUUCGUUUCACAUUUGGCAUGGUUUUGAAGAUAAGGUUGUGCCCUCUGAACUCCAGAGAUUUGUUUCAGAGAAGCUUCCAUGGAUACAUUACCAUGAAGUUCCAGAUGGAGGCCAUUUAAUUCUAUACUAUGGGGGCUUGUGUGAGGCCAUUUUGAGGGCACUUUUACUUGGACAAGAACAUCUUGCAUAUAAACCUAAAGCACCAUUAUUUGAAUCUUAG
This is a messenger RNA of Sphenostylis stenocarpa, 1086 nucleotides long. The record is from the annotation of a GenBank genome assembly. NCBI's taxonomy places the organism in Eukaryota, Viridiplantae, Streptophyta, Magnoliopsida, Fabales, Fabaceae.